CAGACGUGGAUGGAGUUAUGAAAACCAAAACAAGAUUUAAGAAUUGAUUCUGCUGAAUGUUUCUCAUUUAGGUGAAAUAUCAAGUCCACAAGUGUAUUUAUUAGUCUACCAUUCGUCCUAUGUCGGUACAUUAGCAAAUCAUUGAUAAUGCCUCCAAAAUUUAAACGUCACCUCCGAAGCGGAGACCUUGCAGGCGCUGAUGAGGUUGAAAGGGUAAACCUUCUAGGUGAAUACCAUGAUGAUGACGAUGAAGAAGAAGAUUUCUUCUAUGAUAGGAGUCCAAUGCCUAAAUCUGGACGGAAUAAUCAGAGUAACUCGAAGAUACAAAAAGUGCAAGGCCAGGUAGAUGAAGUUAUAGGAGUAAUGAGGGGCAAUAUGGAGAGAGUCAUUGACCGGGGAGAAAAACUUGAGGAUCUGGAAGAAAAGACAGAGGAUCUUAUGUACAGUGCAUCCAUCUUUAAAGUUAGUGCGAAGGGACUUCGAACACAUUUCUGGUGGCAGCAAUGCCGGAUGCGGAUUCUAUUAUUAGUGGUGGUCGUUAUCAUCCUCCUCAUUAUUUUCAUUCCGAUCAUCUUGAAGACCAGGAAUAAGUGACAUUGGCUGACUUCAGUUGUUGGUUGCUUUCAGAGAAAAACAGAGGUUUGGAAGAAAUUAACUCUUAGAGAUUGAUGAGAUCUACCAAGUAUUCAAGCGUAGGCAGUGUUUUGUAUUAUGAGGAUUAACAUUCAUUUUAGAGCAAACAGUUAUAUGCUCCAAGGUUUGUGGAGGGCUGAUAAUCGGGAAUUAUUGCUUUAUACAAUUCAAAUUUACCUGGAUAUGAAAGAAAAAAAAAAGAGCAUGGUUAGGAUAUGAUGCGACAGUUUUCAAAGUGUUCAGACAUGGUUAUUCUGCUUAACUUUUGAGGGUGAUAAAUGUUUGUUACUUUAUGGUCCAUACCUGAAAAAAAGUCCAAAGUUUUUGCGGAAAAACCCAUGACAUGAUUCCAUUAUGAUGUAAUGACCCAUGUCAUCAACACUCCUGUAUGGUUGAAGUGCAGGCUUGCACUUCCUUGCACAUAGAUGGACAGUGGAACCAUUCAUAAAA
Molecule: messenger RNA, 1083 nt
Organism: Lytechinus variegatus (green sea urchin)
Lineage: Eukaryota; Metazoa; Echinodermata; Echinoidea; Temnopleuroida; Toxopneustidae
Product: vesicle-associated membrane protein 4-like
Exons: 7
Coding region: 148-594 (148 amino acids)
Biological process (GO): vesicle-mediated transport; Golgi ribbon formation
Cellular component (GO): membrane
Source: RefSeq, a predicted model, not a curated record